Messenger RNA from Cyphomyrmex costatus, 486 nucleotides. RefSeq names its product neurogenic protein mastermind-like. Gene Ontology annotation, biological process: Notch signaling pathway; positive regulation of transcription of Notch receptor target. Gene Ontology annotation, molecular function: transcription coactivator activity. NCBI's taxonomy places the organism in Eukaryota, Metazoa, Arthropoda, Insecta, Hymenoptera, Formicidae. The record is from RefSeq and is a predicted model, not a curated record. The coding region runs from base 100 to 486 and encodes 128 amino acids. Gene Ontology annotation, cellular component: nucleoplasm; nuclear speck. The transcript is spliced from 2 exons.
UCCGCGACCGUAAUUCACGAAUUAAGUGCCAGUCAGCUGGGCAUAGCCAGUCAACAACAAUUGCACCUGCAACAACAACAACAACAACAACAACAGCAAAUGGGUCAAGCACCUGGUAUGGGUGAGGUACUCACCCCGAAGAGGCAGGCGAUCGUAGACCGCCUACGACGAAGACUCGAGAGUUACCGGCGCAGACAAAACGACUGCAUUCCCAGGUUUGAUCAGAGUUUCAACGGAUUGUGCGAGCAGAACAUACAGGAUACCUUGAUGUUGAAGCAACGCUUCCUUGAGAGUAAAGCCAAGCGGCAAGCCAAAAAGACAGACAAGAAGCAAAACGAUCCGAUCGGCCUCUCCAACGUUCACAUGAAUUUCAAGGCUAUGUCAGCCGACGCCGAUGUUUACGUGAUAAUCCGAAUUGUAUAUGCGCGUGAGAGGUUGUCAAUAAUAUUCGAGGAAGCGCUUCCAGAAGACACAAAUUAUAACUAA